CACUUCAAAUAUGCAUUGUUGAACAUAGAAGAGAAGUGGUUUAUCAGCAAAGAGUAUGGCUUCUAAACCAGGACUCCUCACUGACUGGCCAUGGAAACACCUUGGGAGCUUCAAGUAUGUGGUUGUAGCCCCAUGGGUGGUUCAUAGCAUAUACUCAUACAUAGUGAAGGAUGAAAAUGAGAGGGACCUUUCCAACUUACUCAUAUUUCCAUUGAUGCUGUGGAGGAUGCUUCAUAACCAAAUAUGGAUUACUCUCUCUCGCUACCGAACCGCCAAGGGCAAUAAUAGGAUUGUUGACAAGAGCAUUGAAUUCGAGCAAGUGGACAGAGAAAGGAACUGGGAUGAUCAAAUCAUAUUUAAUGGAAUACUAUACUACUUGGGUAACAUGGCACUAACAGGAGGCUCAAACCUACCAAUUUGGAGAACAGAGGGUGUGAUCAUCACUAUUUUGCUUCAUAUUGGACCUGUGGAGUUCCUCUACUAUUGGUUACACAGAGCACUGCACCAUCACUAUCUCUACUCUCGUUACCAUUCUCAUCAUCAUUCCUCCGUUGUCACUGAGCCCAUUACAUCUGUGAUUCAUCCAUUUGCUGAACACAUAGCAUAUUUCAUACUCUUUGCAAUACCAAUGUUGACAGUGGCGAACACAGGAACAGGCUCUGUGGCUUCAUUUGCUGGUUAUAUAACCUACAUUGAUUUCAUGAACAACAUGGGACACUGCAACUUUGAGCUCAUCCCCAAGAGCCUUUUCUCCAUUUUUCCCCCACUCAAAUACCUCAUGUAUACACCCACGUUUCAUUCUCUACAUCACACUCAAUUUCGAACCAACUACUCACUCUUCAUGCCAUUCUAUGACUACAUUUAUGGUACCACCGACAAGUCAACAGACGCAUUAUAUGAAACUUCACUACAUAGACCAGAGGAGUCACCUAAUGUGGUGCACCUGACCCAUCUAACCACGCCCGAGUCCAUCUAUCAUAUGCGCCUUGGGUUCGCCUCUUUGGCCUCUAAGCCUCUCACAUCCAAAUGGUACUUGUGGCUCAUGUGGCCUCUCACACUUUGGUCCAUGAUGCUCACUUGGAUUUAUGGUAAAACAUUUGUUGUUGAGAGAAAUAUUUUGAAAAAUCUCAAAUUGCAGACUUGGGCCAUACCGAAGUACAAUGUACAAUACUUUAUCAAUUGGCAAAGAGAGUCUAUCAAUAGCUUGAUUGAGGAGGCUAUACUAGAAGCUGAAGAAAGAGGCACAAAGGUGUUGAGCUUAGGUCUUCUUAACCAGGGGGAGGAGCUUAAUGGAAAUGGUGAGCUCUACAUCCGGAGGCACCCACAGCUUAAAGUGAAGGUGGUGGAUGGGAGUAGCUUAGCAGUGGCUGUUGUGCUAAACAGCAUUCCUGAAGGAACAACCAAACUACUCCUUAAUGCCAAAUUAUCCAAACUUGCUUAUUCAAUAGCUUCUGCAUUAUGCCAAAGGGGAAUACAGGUAGCCACAUUACACAUGGAUGAGUAUAACAAACUUAAAGCAAAUCUUGGAACUGAGGCUGCAAAAAAUUUGGUCCUAUCAAAAAUUUUUACUCAAAAGAUAUGGUUGGUGGGAGAGGGAUUGACUGAAGAAGAACAAUGGGAGGCACCAAAAGGGACAUUGUUCAUUCCAAUCUCGCCAUUUCCUCCAAUGAAACUGCGAAAGGACUGCUUCUACUACCACACACCAGCGAUGCUGACUCCCAAGUAUCUCGAGAAUGUGGACUCGUGUGAGAAUUGGCUGCCAAGAAGGGUGAUGAGUGCAUGGCGAAUAGCUGGGAUAGUGCAUGGUUUAGAAGGAUGGAAUGUGAAUGAGUGCGGUAACUCCAUCUUCAACAUUGACCAAGUUUGGAAAGCCAGUCUUCGACAUGGGUUUCUUCCUUUGAAGAUGUCCAUGGACUCCAAGCCUUUUUAAUUAGACUAUAUAUAUAUAUGCAUCAGCUCUUGUUGUAAUCUGCAAAUGAUGGAUGUGAUUUUGGUAUAAUCACAUCAAACCAUGUUAUAUUUUAUGUUCACCUAUAUAUAUAUAUAUAUAUAUAUAUAUAUAUAUAUAUAUAUUUGACUAGUAUUAAACCCUUUUGGAUCUAUCUCUUAA
Messenger RNA from Cornus florida, 2110 nucleotides. RefSeq names its product very-long-chain aldehyde decarbonylase CER1-like. Gene Ontology annotation, biological process: lipid biosynthetic process. Gene Ontology annotation, molecular function: oxidoreductase activity; iron ion binding. The record is from RefSeq and is a predicted model, not a curated record. The transcript has 10 exons. The coding region runs from base 56 to 1930 and encodes 624 amino acids. Lineage: Eukaryota; Viridiplantae; Streptophyta; Magnoliopsida; Cornales; Cornaceae.